This is a messenger RNA of Hevea brasiliensis (rubber tree), 711 nucleotides long. Its product is annotated as histidine-containing phosphotransfer protein 1. Gene Ontology annotation, biological process: phosphorylation; phosphorelay signal transduction system; cytokinin-activated signaling pathway. The record is from RefSeq and is a predicted model, not a curated record. The transcript has 6 exons. Gene Ontology annotation, cellular component: cytoplasm; nucleus. Bases 110 to 589 code for a protein of 159 amino acids. NCBI's taxonomy places the organism in Eukaryota, Viridiplantae, Streptophyta, Magnoliopsida, Malpighiales, Euphorbiaceae. Gene Ontology annotation, molecular function: histidine phosphotransfer kinase activity; protein histidine kinase binding.
AUGUGCACUUCUCUGCCAUAUAUAAAAGGCAACCCACCUGAUCUUCUCCCUUAAUCCACGCUUCACUUCUCUCUCCCUUUUCAAAACACCAUAUUUUCAGGUUGAAUUAAUGGCACUGCUUGCUCUCAAAGCACAGCUCACUGCCUUUGUACAAUCUAUGUUUGAUGAGGGACUGCUGGAUGGACAAUUUAUUCAAAUUCAAGCCUUGCAAGACGAAACCAAUCCCAAUUUUAUUGCUGAAGUGAUCACCUCCUUCUGCAAUGAUGCUGAAAGAAUUAUAACAGAAUUGAACAAAUAUAUGACUCAACAAAAUGUGGACUUCUCCAAGUUGGAAUCAUGUGUUCAUCAGCUGAAAGGAAGUAGCUCAAGCAUUGGAGCACACAGGCUGAAACUUGCUUGUGCUGAUCUUCAACAAGCUUUCGAUGAAAAAAACAAGGGAGGGUGCCUCAAAGCUUUAAACAUAAUCACACGCGAAUAUUGCAUUCUUGGAGGCAAAUUUGAGACCUUAAUUCAGCUAGAGAAAAGUAUCUUAGCCAUUAAGAGCAAUCAGCAGCAGCAGGGUAGCUACCAUAUCGCCAAAUCGACAUAAGGAAUCUCAUAAGCUAUCUCAUAUAUGUAGUUAUAAACAAUAAAACAUCUUCUACUUUGUUACAUCAGUGUGUUGCUUUUGGCUUGUAAUGGUGAUUCUUAAUUGACAAAGUGUUAUCUGAA